Molecule: messenger RNA, 3069 nt
Organism: Limulus polyphemus (Atlantic horseshoe crab)
Lineage: Eukaryota; Metazoa; Arthropoda; Merostomata; Xiphosura; Limulidae
Product: zinc finger protein rotund-like
Exons: 4
Coding region: 124-1383 (419 amino acids)
Biological process (GO): regulation of DNA-templated transcription
Molecular function (GO): RNA polymerase II cis-regulatory region sequence-specific DNA binding; DNA-binding transcription factor activity, RNA polymerase II-specific
Source: RefSeq, a predicted model, not a curated record
CGUGUGUCGACCUCAAGAGACGACGAUAUCGUAGUGCCACUCACGAGAGACGAUGACGUAUGACGUAGAUCAACAUGACAUUAUAGUCCUGGUGGCACUUUAGAAGAGACUCGAUCAUGCAAGAUGGAGUCAUCUGAUCAGCUCUAUGAUACUCAUAAGGACAGCGUCUCCCAUAAUUCCUGUUCCACUUCCUCGAGUACUAUUUUAACAACGUCUCAGCCAAUCAGCAGAGUCAUCAACAGCACACCGAUCUUGAAUGUCGCUAGUGCUGCCAUCAGACGAAAAAAGUUUCAAUGUAGAAUGUGUCCGCAGAUAUUUGGUUCCAAGGUGGAUUUACAGUUUCAUACUCACAUUCAUAUGCGCGAGCCCAAACCUUAUAAGUGCUCCCGGUGCUCCAAGGCCUUCGCCAAUUCUUCCUAUUUGUCUCAGCAUACCCGGAUCCAUCUUGGUAUCAAACCUUACCGCUGCGAGCUUUGUCAGCGAAAAUUUACCCAGUUGUCUCAUUUGCAGCAACACAUCCGGACUCACACCGGUGACAAACCGUAUAAAUGUCGUCACCCUGAUUGUAAUAGGGCCUUCAGUCAACUCUCCAAUCUUCAGUCUCACUCUCGCGGCCACCAGAAAGACAGGCCCUACAAGUGUCACAGCUGUUACAAGUGUUUCGCCACUGAAGACAGCCUGUUGGAGCAUAUCCCUAGACACAAAGAAUCCAAACAUUUGAAGAUCCAUAUCUGUAUGCAUUGUGGGAAAUCCUACACGCAAGAGAGCUUUCUUUCCAAACACAUGCAAAAGCACACUAGUUGUUCGAAAAAGGAACGACACUCGCCAGUUGAAAAAAGUCCAGAUUUAACACCAUUCACUUUUCCUGGUCGUAUUCCCGUAGAAAACUUGCGGUCCAGCAACGUUUCAUGUACAUCAGGUUGUGAUCCUUCCUCCUUAGAAGUGACUAAUCACUCUGCUGUCCCACUUGUGUCCGAGUCUGCACUAAAAAACAACUUCGGCUACAUAGCGACAUUCAAGAUAGUCCAUUAUCGAUUAGAGGCUACUCAGAACCAUUCUGAAUCGACUCACAGUGGUCCGUUACAAUUGUCUCAGAUGGCUCAUGACACUUGCUCCCUCUCUGCAUCCAUCACUGAGACGAGUUCCACUUUUACAACGGUCCAGCCCUGUAUGAUGCCAACCUCCUCGGGACACCAGCUAUCUUUGGCCGAAUCUUCUUUACGACACAUACAAUAUGAACCUGUCGACAUCUCCAAAAACAGAUUUCCUAUAAAGAAGAGCCAGAAUAGUUUUCCUAAACAGCUAAUAGCUUUACACCAGAUUAGGAACUACGCUUCCAUGCCUACAAGAGAACGUCCCAAUGCUUUGAAAGAAAAUAUUUAACAGUAGCUGCUUGUUCAUAUCAUAUUUGGUUAACGACUUGAUAGCUAAGACACAACGUACACUAAGACGAAAUGGUAGACUGGACACAAGAAAGGAGUGCAAGAGAGAUAACAUUUCUUCCAUAGUUGAACUGAAUGCCCGCUGGUAGCUUAGCGAUAAGUCUAAAAGACUUAUAACGCUAAACUUCAGGGUUCCAUACCCAUGGUGGACACAGUGCAAAUAUCCCAUUGUGUGUGUAUCUUUGCACUUUAAAUCCAACAAACAACUGUAAAUAUAUGUUUUCGGCUGCCUUUUUCAAAACCUUUCUCGUAAUGACAGUCGAAAGACUAGAAAUACUUACAAAAGUUGUCGUUAGGAUUAUUGUGAUAUUGGAACAACUGAAAAUUGGGAAGAAUUUAAUUGUUGUUUUUUUUGUGUCUUUUAAUUAAUAAUAACUGAUAUGUGCAUAAUAUAACAAAGAACGUGAACCUUUCUCUGCUCAACAAACUUCUGUUUUUGUUUAUUGGCUUUCUUUGUAGUGCUUAAGUCUUUAACGUGCAGUUAAUGUCAGAAAUGUCGACUAGUGUUCACCCCUUACAUUUGAUGAGGUUUUGACAGCCACAGGCAGAUAUUCUUCAGCUAAGUCUUAUAUUCUAUUGCAACUGAAAAGUCUUACGGCAAAGCCAAGGUUUUCAUAAACAUCUGCUUCAAAUUAGAUGCAUGUUUUAUAUUCCAGUGACUCUGUUUAUAAUUAUAACUGAAAUAGACGUCAUUUCAUAUUAUUUGUCUAUUCUCUUUUCUCUUGUUACAUAUAAUUUAGACAGUCAUAACUGACUGUUAUUUGUAUAUUUACACUUUUUCAACAAUGAAUGUGUAAACAUAAGUCAUGAUUCACAAUAAGUUUUCUCAUACAACAUGUGUCUAGACUUAGAAAAGGUGUAUUGUGUUUUUCACUGAAAUAAAACAAUGUGUGUGUGUGUGUGUUAGCUGAAAAUUUAAAUUAUUAGAGAUAAAAUAAUAUUAUCCUAUUGCCUGAUAUUGUUGCAAUUUUUUUGCGUUGAAAGGACAGCGUCCCGUGUUUAGAUUAUCUGUUAACCCAUAUGUUUAACUCUUCUCUAAUAUCCAUUCCCAAAAAUAUCCGUGAGCGAUAAAACUUCAACUAAUGACAGCGCCCAUAAAAACAGUGACUUAAUUUAUAUAUAUGUUUAACUCUCAUUAAUUUCAAAUAAGGGCAUUGUACAAAACCAACUGACAAAAAAUUUGCCAGUUCUAUAACGUAUCUAACUUAUAAUAUUUGUAUUUCAUCUGUAUUCCGGUUACCUAAACGAUUGUCAUGCCCCGUGUAAAACACCGACAGAUGCCAGUACAUAAAGCAUGGAGAUGUUCCAGGUAUCGGGAUUUAGGUCUUGUAGACAUGGGAGGGUCAGGUUCAAAUUGACCUGUUCCUCCCUCCUGUACUAUCUUGAUUUGUAUUGUUCUUAUUGACUUUAUGACUAUUGUAUUUUGUGUUUUCAUUUUUGUUUGCUUAUUUAUUGUCUUCUUCUCAGAGCCAUGUCCAUGUAUUUUAUCUAAUUUCUGUUGUGUCUUGUGUUGUAGAGCUCAUGAACUGUUUUAUUAUGUACGGGGUUAUUGGUAUAUGGCGAUAUUUAUGAUUAGUGUGAUGCAGUCUUCUUGAGAGUUUUGAUAUUGUGUAAUAAAAUCAUAAAA